AUUUGGCCAUAUUUGACAGCUACACUGGAGCAUGCAUCGAGUGCGGUGGAAUCUGGUCACCCUCCCUCCUGCCAACCGCAACCCAUCCCCACCGCACUGACGCAAUCCGCAGAAACAAAAAUGGAAUCAAAAUCAAACCCCUGAAGAUAGAAAAUCAACACAAAACCACUUCCUCGAUCGGACCUUCGUACUGCAUACAUACAGGCACGAAAAUGGAAGACCUGAGAUCAAAAUCAUUCAGCGAUUCCAAGGCGCAGGUGGCAGAUUCGUACGGCUUCUCAAACCCUAACUCUGCCGGCCUUCAGGAUCUCAGGUGCUACAGUGCUUCGUAUGCCGCAUCUUCGAACAGCAACGGCGGCAGUGCUGCCCCGACGAAGACGGGAUCCGGAGAUGUGAAUCUGAAGAAGGGGAAGUCGAUGAAUGGAUGGGUGUUCGGAGACCCUGAGCUGCUGAGGAAGAAGAGGGUGGCUAGCUAUAAGGCUUAUACUGUUGAGGGGAAGCUCAAAGGAUCUUUGCGGAAGAGCUUUAGGUGGAUUAAGGAGAGGUCUGCUCAGGUAGUCUAUGGCCGGAGGUGAGAUUUAAUUUUCUUCCUACUUUUCCUCAACUUUGCAUCUUUACUUUGACAUUGUGACAACUCCGGUACCCAUUUAAAAAAUACCAUAGAAUCUAACAUUGUUAAUAUGUAUUCACAGCCUUGCGUAAGAAUUAAGAAAUGGUAAUAUGGUAUGGAAUAUGGAUGCUGAUUCAGCUUUCCUGAUUAGAUGUAAUCUUGAGUUUCAUUUAAUUAUUUGUUCUUUAUUGAUGACAAUUACUCUGCUCUAAAUCUUCAAUAUGGGUUUUGUUAACCACAGG
Cuscuta europaea is the source of this 852-nucleotide messenger RNA. The record is from the annotation of a GenBank genome assembly. NCBI's taxonomy places the organism in Eukaryota, Viridiplantae, Streptophyta, Magnoliopsida, Solanales, Convolvulaceae.